AUGAAUAGUAAAUCCACAAUGAAAUUCGCUAUCAUCUAUUUGGCAUACUUAAGUGUAUGUUAUGUUCAGUUAUGCUCUACUGUGAAAUAUUAUCAGCGAGACGAAAAUACUACUUACAAUAUUUCUACUAGUAGUAAUCCUAGUAAACGUCUUGCAUCAUCAAAGCAUGACCAAUUUAUGCUCAAUGAUUCACCCACUUCAAAUGGAUAUAGUUUAUUGCGUAAUGACAUAGUUAGACAAAAUUUACAUGUAUGGAGAGGAUAUUCAGCACCACUGUUACACGAACAUUUACCAAUUUUACCUCGUGCUCAGAAAGGUCAAGUAUGCCGAGUCGAAGUUGAAGAAUUUCAGCCACUAUUAUCAAUGGUUGGACAUUUAGAACCAAAAAAAUUUGACUGUUCAUUUGCAAACGGUGAUGUAAUCUAUCGUCAUGAAGGCAAUCCAUUGAUAAAUCAUGAUCAUGUACAAGUGACAAUAUUUUUCUUUCGUAAUAAUAAUUCAGUUGUACAAACUGUUGAUAUAAUGAUUGAUAUAGAAGAUCCACCUAAAUACCAAUCAUUAAAUGUUUCGAUUACUAACCAAAUAAAUUAUACGCUAAAUAUGGAUAAUACAAAGAUGGGAACAAAAAAGAAUAUUCAAGAGCUUCGAUACCUAAGCAAUUUACGAGCUACAAGUGAAAGUAUCAGUUCAGAAAUAUUGAAAAUACGUUAUGAUUUAGACAAAGAAGAAUGUCGUUUAUCAUAUGUUAGUCCAGAGUAUUUAUUAUCAAAAGGACAAUUAACAAAUAAAUCUGAUUGGUCUAUAUUAACAAGUUUAGGUGGUACAUUAACACCGAAGCUUGGUUUACCAUUAACUCCAGGCAGUGCUGUUGGUGGUGUACGUCGAUGGCCAUUAUUUGGACAAAUUGUACGUUUUAAUCGUACUAUGGUUGACUAUAUCGAUCGAGAUUGUCAAGAAGCUCUACUACAAGGCUAUAGGUAUUUACAUCGUAAAGGUAACAGUUAUGAAACUGAUUACAUACCUAUUCAAGUAACAAUAUGGAGUCGUAUGAAUGAUGGUUCAAGAGGUCAACCAAUUACUGAAAGCACAUUUCUUAAAGUGAUAAUUUUAAAUGCUCAAAAGAUGAAGCCACCAAUACUACGGGCAUUUCGACAGGUAAAUGUAACUCAUAUUGGUGGUAGCCUGUCUAUUCUUCCAAGAGACAGUAUAAGUAUUCCACGAGAUUCAAUUCCUGGAUGGGAGUAUUUUGAUAUAAAUAUGACAAGAAUGCAAGGUCCAUUACAAGCACAAAUAGUUAAUCUACGUGAUCCAACUAGACCAGUAACAAGUUUUCGUCUAGCUGAUCUUCGUCAAGGAUUAAUAGCAUUACAAUUAUUGAAUUAUGCUGAGUCUUUAGUUAAAGUGUUCAUUAUUACAAUGACAGCGAUUGAUCCAUAUUUUCAAAUUAGUCAGCCAGUCAAUUUGCGUAUUGCAACAUUUUUACAACCUGUAGUCGAGGUGAAUUCAUUUACCUCCUCAACGAUUGCACCACCAUCAUUUCAGGUGUUCAGUUUACCAUUGUUUACUUAUACUGGAGCAAUAUCAGUAUUACAAAAGCAUAAUAUUCAGGUUGUUGGUUAUAUUGAUGAAAGUAUGAUUGUUUAUACGAUUCGAUCAUGGCCAAAUGAAAAUAGAAUAGAUGCAACGAAGAAAAUUCACUUAAAGAAUAAGUCAACUGGACAGUUAUUACUUGAUGGUCAGCCAGCAUAUGGUGUAAAUUUUGGUCCACCACAUAUAUCAUUAAUGAGUUUAGCUUAUGUACACAAUGGAGAUUAUGAACCGACAAUAGAAAGAAUCCCCUUAUCAAUUACAGUCCCAAAUCUCAUGAAUUCAGGUAAAAGAUUUAAACGAGACCAGUGGCUGCAAAAUACCAGUGAUGAAGAUUAUUUCGAAGAGCAACAACCAAGUCAUCGUUAUCGUUCUCGUUAUGAAAAACGUCACCAUUAUUAUCCUAUUCAAGAGGGAUAUACUAAAUUACGUAAAAAUAAACGAGCAGUACAAAACUCACCUGUUCUGCAAUUGGAAUUACCAAUUAGGAUUGUUAGAUUAUAUAAUUACGUUAUUAAUGGAGCCUUGAAAUCAGGCACUACAUUUCAACUGCCUUCACAAACAUCAGUAUCCUUGAAAGCUGCACGCAGUGAUUUGAUAAACUUGGCAUUUGUUGUAAAAGUAGCACCUAGUCAAGGUAUAUUACUUAGGUUGCCAAUAGUGAAUAAUUUCACAAAUUAUCAUCAUCUUCAUACACUACGUAAAUAUAAUGGUAAACAUCAGUCUGACAUGAAAUAUUUUGGUGUUGAAGAAGCCUCUGAAGAUGAUGGGAAUCUGCUUGUUGAACAACAAGAAUUGAUGAAUAAAUUACAGGUUGGAGUAAUUCUUCUUUCAGAUUUAGAAACAGGUGAAGUAUGUUACUUGAAUCAGCGUUAUGAUCGUGCAACAGAUUUGAUGGGUAUUAAACAGAUUGGUCGAGCUGAUUUUCCAACUGUUUAUAUGACAUUUGAAAUUCAACCUCCUGUACCAAUUGUAAUUAAUGAAAGAAUGGAUCCUAAUGUUAUUCUACGUGUACGUGAAACUGCUUCUUAUGUACCAGUAACAUCAUUACAUCUAAACUAUGGAUUAGAUUGGAAUGUACAAUCGAAUGAUGAUGACAAUGAUGAACAAUACAAUCAAUCAAAAUUUGAUCAUUUUGGACCAGAAAAUAUUAUUUACACUAUACUUCAAGCACCAAGAUUAAGAAGGCUAGAUGACUUAAUAAAAACUGAUAAAACUGAUUUAUUCAUUGGAACUCAUGAUGCUGGUCGUUUAGUAAGUUUAUCUUCGAUCACUUCAAGUACACAUGUUGGUGAUAUGAAAUUACAAGCUGGAUUAGCUAUCAAUCUUCGUGAAGCGCAUGCACCAUGUGUUACACAGUUUACACAAAGACAAAUUGAUGAAAAUGAUAUUGUUUAUAUCCCACCAACUCAGGAUAUUGGUUAUACAGAUCAUGAUUUGAUAGUACGCUAUGCUGUUUCCGGUCCAGGUGGUUAUGAAAUAAUCAAUCGAGAAAUGCAUAUACAACUUGUAGCUGAAGAUAAUCAAACUCCAAUGGUCAAGAUCAAGUCUCCACUGAGAGUACAUCGUGACGGUGAAUUAUCCAUCGAUUCAAGUGUAGUGUCAAUUGAUGAUUUAGAUACACCAGAAGAGAAAUUAUCACUUCAAUUUGAACGUUUACCAAAGUAUGGCAAAAUUAUUCUAAGUCAGCCAUCUUCGUCUUCUUCAACCUCCUCCUCCUCCUCCUCUUCUUCUUCUUCUUCAGACCAUCAUCGACAGACUAUACCAGUGGUGAAGAAUCAAACGAUACCAUUUAGUCUAUUUAAAGAGAGAAAAAUUAUAUACCAACAGUCUGGAGACAAUGUAAAGCAGGAUGACUUUAUACUGACAGUAACUGAUGGCGUUCAAUUAUCAACACCGAUUCAAAUACCAAUUGAAAUUAAACCAAGAGUAUUACAAGGGAAUAAAUGGCAUCAAUAUGUCAAUAAUACAAUAUUAGUCAAAGAAAACAGCAGUGUAAUACUUACUCCGUCUGUCUUUCCGUCUGAUACAAGUGAUAUAAAUGCAUUACCAACUGGAUUAUCAUCAUCUGCUGGACCACAAUACUUUGUUAUUGUAUUCCCAACAAAGGGAACUUUACUACUAAAUGAUAAGAAUAAAGUAUCACAAUUUACUUAUAAAGAUAUAUUAGAAAAUCGAUUAACUUAUCGUCAUGGUCCAGCAGAAAUUGGAGUAAAAGUUGCUUAUGAUUUUGUAAGAAUAUGGGAUUUUAGUGCUGGAGAAACAUUUAGUUUAAACUUUACGUUGAUUCCAGUGAAUAGUCAACCACCGAUACUUAAAAGUGAAACAUUAUUACAGGUAAAAGAAGGCGAUAAAGUUGAAAUAACUCCUUACGCUUUAUACGCUUCAGAUCCAGAUACAAAUGAAGGUGAUAUACAAUUACAUGUUAUACAUACACCAAAAUGGGGUCAUAUUGAAUUGAUAAAAAAAAUUGAAUAUCAAAAAAAUAUAUCCUAUAAAAAUUCAAUGUCCAAUGAAUUUGAUUACACCUAUUCCAUGGACAUUGAUCAAGUAACAAAUGAUAAAUUAACUAAAGAUAAUAUUUUAAGUUUUAAUAUGCAAAAUAUACGUGAUGGUUUAAUAUAUUAUGUAAAUUCUAUACAUAAUGAUGGUCAAGAGUCAAUUGAAGAUAUAUUUAGUAUAAAAGCAUUUGAUGGUAUCUACUAUUCACCGAAAACAAUUGAAAUUAAAAUAGCUAUUCAACCAACAAAUGAUGAAAUACCAACUGUAAGACUAUUAAAAUACUUUUCAGUACCAAUGGAUACAAGAAAAGUUUUAACACCAUAUUUAUUCAGUGUCAGUGAUAAAGAUGUACCAAGAGAUAUGCUACAAAUACGUUUUACUGAAUUACCAAUUUAUGGUAGCUUAUCAGUUUAUUGGCAACAUGGUGAAAAGUAUACUAUAACACAAUAUAGUAAUCCAAUUACUGAAUCAUAUUUAGGUAUGCUUAAUUUAUUAUAUCUACAAAAUGCUUCAUUAAUAAAAACUAUUGAUAAACCCUAUUCAUCAUCAAUUUUAAUAAUGGAUCAAUUUACAGUGACUGUAUCAGACGGUAAGCAUACAGUUGAGAGAAAAGCAUAUGUGUUAAUUCGACCAGAGAAUCGAAAUCCACCAGAAAUGUAUGUUGAUAAUAAAUUGAAUAAUAAUGGAAUCAUAUUGGAUGGUCAAAAAUGGACACGAUUAGAUAUAUUACCUGGUGGUCUUAUUAUUCAGGAUACUGAUACAUCUGAAGAUGAUUUAAUGUUAACAUUAUUAGAAACACCAAAAUAUGGUGUUAUUCAACGUUUACCACGUAUGUUAAACAUUGAUGGGAUAGUAGAUCACUUAGAUUUAAUUGAAGAAGCAUGGGAUAUUGAAGAGAUGAAAGUUGGUGAUGAUUUACAAGCUUUAGCACAAUUAUCAAUUGCUGGAAGUAUUGGUGGACCAAAAACAAUUAAAAUAUUAAAUCGUGGUGAUCAGUUUACAAAACGACAAAUUUCAACUGGACGAAUUCAUUACGUUUACACAAGUCCUUAUCAAGAAGAAUAUGUAACAGAUUCUUGUGUAGUCCGCUUAUCAGAUGGACAAUAUUCAACUGAUCCCGUUACUUUACGUUUCCGUAUUCGUCGAGUGAAUGGAGUCAAUGCAGGUUUAGUUCAAUCAUCACUUCCCUACCUUCCUGUUAACCAUUUACAACAUUUACGCCCAUUAGAGUAUACAGAGGUGAAAAGUGAAACUAUUGAAAAAUAUGAAGGAAACCAAAUGCAUCAAAAUGAUGCUUCAGAAACAGAAGUAGAUCUACUCAGUACUGUUAUUUUAAUGGCUACAAUCAAAAGUUUCACAUUUCUUCAACCCAAGGACUUCCAAUUGGAGAGAAUUAAAACCAACCAAAUUAAAAUAAUACUUAGUUCAAAUUUAACAUGUGGAUUAUUAGCACGCACUUCAGAUCCAUUAAAUAGUAUUAACGAGUUUACUGAUGAUGAGGUUAGAAAGCAUAAAGUUGUAUUUUAUGCUAACAGUUGUGAAAGUUUUCUGGAUAAACAUUUUCAAAUCGAUUUCAAAUUGACCUCUUCUUCAGAAGAUUAUUUAGGUCAAAUAUCUAUAAUUGUAUCAAUUCAGAAAAACAACCGUAAUCUUCCUAAACUAGAAAAUUGUUCUGAACUGUUGAUUUUGCCUUAUACAGAUACACCAGUUAACAUGAAUCAUUUGUCUUUUAAAGAUAAAGAUACUAAUCCUAACAACUUAAUUUAUGUGAUAUUAAACCACACUGAAGAAAUAAAACAACAAGGACAGUUGAUCAAUGUGUACAAUGAAAGUUUGAAAUGUUUUACUCAAUCACAAAUCAAUUCAAGACAAAUUUUAUUUAGUUCAUAUUCAAGAGAGGAUUUGAAAUACUCUGUCAAUCUACACAUAUUUGACCUCGGUGAUAUUGGGCAAAUUAUUAAUCUUACACAAUUGUGUAAUGAUAUUCUACACGCAUACCUUUCAAGUAAUAAAUUAGAUGAACCUAAAAAUGUUAAUCCAUUUCUUGAGAGAAUGAUGUAUACUACUAAAGAAAAUGAAGUAAUUAUUACAUCAAAUAAGUCAUUGGAGUUGAAAAUUCGUCAUAGAAUAUUCCAGAAUGUAUACGAUAAUGAAUUAUUGAUUAAUCAAGCUCCUAAACCGGAUACCUUAGAAACUGUACUACCACGACGUGUAGGAUUUCAUUUAAACAGUGAAAAUAUUUAUGUAUCAAAUCCAUGGGCUAAAUUUCAUAUAAUAAAUCAUGAUAAGAUGAAUUGUGAACUAUUCAAUAAAGAUGAAAAUAAAUCUGUAAAAAAUUACUUUUAUCAGGAUGAUUUAAACAGACGUAGACUAGUAGUAAUUUUAUUGAAAGAUCAAAAGAAGUCUAAAAGUUCUCGGAAAAAGUUAUUAUCUUCAUCAGCUGAUACUGUCUGUCAAAUUCACUAUGAAAUUCAAUAUUCUAAGAAUUUGAAUGAUAUCAAGAGAUAUAGUAUGGAAUUAACCUGGAUUAAAGUUGGUUUCGAGCGUAAAGUGUAUUCAAUCUGCCAUGAAAGAGGCCUAAUUACACUGAGUGUUAUACGCAAAGGUAAAAGUGAUACAAUUCAGUCAACUUUGAGUGAUGUCUACGUUGGAUUAUCAUCUAAUACAGCUAUUGAGGGGACAGAUUUCAGUUUACAUUCACAAAAGUUGUUAGUUUUUCAAAAAGGUGAACUGAAACAAGAUGUAUUGAUACGCUUUAAUCCAACUACAAGAAGUCUUAACCAACAACGGUUAAGAUUUUAUGUUGACCUUAAACUACCAACAGGAGCUAUUUUGGAUAGAAAACGUAGAGCUGAAGUAGUUGUAAGUGAUGUUCAUGAGAAAUGUCAAUCGAGAUCCUAUUUUACACCAAUAAAAAUCGGAGAAUAUACAACGAAAACAUCAAAUAAUCCAGUCAAACGAGAUCUUACUGAUAUCAUCCACUCCAAAUUAUAUGAAUAUAAUAUUAACAACAUAGGCAGUUAUGACUAUUUAUCUGAUGCACAGAUUAAUAAUGAUCAACAAAAUAUACUAAAAGAUAUCAAUUGGCAGUCAAAUCAACAAGAUAAAACAGACAAUUAUCCAGUGGAAAAACAUAUUAGUUUAACUGAAUGGCUUGCUACAAAUGAUCUGCCAGAUUCUAAAGCAUUAAGUGCAUCUUAUGAAAAUUAUAUACAUUCAAACAGACAUUCGAUUCAAUGUUUAAAAGGAUGGAAAUUCUAUCAACAUCGCUGUUAUCGGCUAUUUGAACAUCAAGAAAUGACUUGGGAAGAAGCCAGAAACUAUUGUGAAUUACAAGAUGGUUUUUUAACAAGUAUCAUAGAUGAGGCUAAUUUGAAAUGGCUAGCUGAAACAUUUAAAAUACGUAAUCCUUUCUGGAUAGGUCUUCAUCAAACACGACCACGUGGUUCAUGGAUUUGGCAUAAUUUUGAACAUGUCAGCUAUACAAAAUGGGAUAGAGGAUAUCCAGUUCGAACAAAAUGGAAAAUUUCAACUGAUAAUACUAAGAAGUAUAAACAACAAUAUCAGCAAAAGUAUCGAAAAGGACCUAAAGCUUGCGUACUUGUAACUCCUAAUUUAUAUUGGCAAAAUCGAUUUUGUAAUCGGAUAAUUUUGACUGUGAAUUUUAUUUGCAUGAAAAAUCCUGAAAUAUUCUAG
Heterobilharzia americana is the source of this 7785-nucleotide messenger RNA. The record is from the annotation of a GenBank genome assembly. NCBI's taxonomy places the organism in Eukaryota, Metazoa, Platyhelminthes, Trematoda, Strigeidida, Schistosomatidae.